Phytophthora sojae is the source of this 911-nucleotide messenger RNA. RefSeq lists its product as hypothetical. The transcript is spliced from 2 exons. Gene Ontology annotation, molecular function: GTP binding; GTPase activity. Bases 1 to 675 code for a protein of 224 amino acids. NCBI's taxonomy places the organism in Eukaryota, Oomycota, Peronosporomycetes, Peronosporales, Peronosporaceae. The record is from RefSeq and is a predicted model, not a curated record.
AUGGAGGACGUGGGGCUCGACCGGAAGCUGGUGAUCAUCGGCCCCACGGACGUGGGCAAGACGUCCAUCACGAUGCGCUACUGCCACGGCAGCUUCUCCACGCCCACGUCGGCCACCAUCGGGGCCUCGUUCCUGCAGAAGCGCGUGAUCGUGGGCGACGACGCCGGCGCGCGGCGGAAACUGACGCUGCAGAUCUGGGACACCGCCGGCCAGGAGCGCUUCCGCUCCAUGGCGCCCAUGUACUACCGCAACGCCAAGGCGGCCAUCCUGGUCUUCGACCUGCAGAGCGAGGCCAGCUUCGAGAAGAUCAAAGAGUGGCUGCAAGACCUGCAGCACCACGUGGGCGACGAUAUAGUACUAGCGGUCGUGGGCAACAAGAGCGACGUGCCAUCAACCUUCGACUUCUCCAAGGCCCAGCAGUUCGCGGACGAGAUCGGCGCGCUGGUAUUCCGCACGAGCGCCAAGUCGGGCGAAGGGGUGCAGGCGCUGUUCGAGAGCCUCGCGGUGCAGCUGCUCAAGAAGCACGACCAGGAGCAGCGGACACGAGCACGUGACGGAUCCAGAGCAGGAAGCUCCGCUGGCGCAGGCUCCUACGGCUAUGGAGGCCAAAGUCCCGUCAUUCUAAGUCAAGCCAACGCCUCAGGGAACAAGGCAUCCAAGGGCGGCUGCUGUUAGCUCGUCUACUGGUCAGCGCAUAGAACGACAGGCAUGAAGGAAGGGAAAACAGGGUUUCAGCUCGUGCACAGGACAGCACAGCUCAACAAGCAUGGGGGCCGGAGGGAUGAGGUGGGGGCAGCAGAGAGAGAGGGGAGGAAGUGCAUCUUGGCGUCGGAGUCAGCGCUCGGGGUGCGACGCCAUGGAUGCUAGCUAAUGUUUUUAUUCACAGCAAUCAACAAGUCAAGUUUCGACUG